This is a messenger RNA of Prosopis cineraria, 926 nucleotides long. RefSeq lists its product as uncharacterized. NCBI's taxonomy places the organism in Eukaryota, Viridiplantae, Streptophyta, Magnoliopsida, Fabales, Fabaceae. Gene Ontology annotation, cellular component: chloroplast. The transcript has 2 exons. The record is from RefSeq and is a predicted model, not a curated record. Bases 167 to 772 code for a protein of 201 amino acids.
CAGUUGCUCCUAUUAACAAGGAACUCACAAACUUCAAGGAUAGUUAUCCAUCUCAUCCAAAAGAACCACACAUAUCUGAGCUCCGAUUUCGUUUGUUUGUUUUGGCCUCGCGUUGUUCAGAUAAUCAGAUUAAUCAAAUGCUAAUGGCUUCAAUGUGACUUCUUGGAUGGCGAAACGUUAUCCACUAGCAGAGGCUAUUUUGUGGCGUGCUGUUCUUCUUCUUGCUUCGAGCGUUCUCACAUUUUCCCUGUGUGUUCUGAUUUCUAACCCUCCAGCCCUAAUGCUGAAAAAUUUAGGGUUAUGGUCAAUGGUACAGACAUCACUACCCCCUAUCCCUGUGCUGCAAUCUUCUUUGGCGAGAACUCGUCCUUGUAAUUCUGGCUUCUUCUCUACCGUUCAAGCCUUGAAUCUGAGUGGACAAAGGAUUUUGAGCGCUUUGUGUGGCGCGAGGCGGCGAGUUAGGUAUGAAGAUGAAGAAGAAGACGGGCACAACGAGCAGAUUGCUAAGCUGGAAUUGUAUAGUCAAUCGGCUAGAGGAGAAGCUCUGCUUGUUCAUGCUCUCGUGGAUGAUGAGGAAGUGGACGUGCUUAUUUUCAAGGGAUUCUCUUCUUCCUUGAGCUAUAGAACCUCACCUGACCCAACAAAGAGCAUUCUUCCAUCGAGGGCAGUGAUAAAAUCCAUUGAUAGAAUCAAAGGGCCAUUUGACCCUAAUAACAUUGAGUAUCUGGAGAAAGGUCUAACCUGGGAAGCAUUCCUGCACACAUAUAGUUGACCACUAUGAAUCUAUGAUUACGAAUUGAAGAGUUUGUAACUUUUUGAAAUUGGGCAUCAUUGUUUUUCUUUCAUUAUUAUUAUUGCUAUUAUUUUGGCCAAAAAAUUAUUAUUGUUGUUGUUGUUGUUGUUAUAACAAAAGUUUUCCUUCAUUA